This is a messenger RNA of Solanum tuberosum (potato), 2439 nucleotides long. Its product is annotated as alpha-dioxygenase 2. The record is from RefSeq and is a predicted model, not a curated record. Gene Ontology annotation, biological process: response to oxidative stress. Gene Ontology annotation, molecular function: peroxidase activity; oxidoreductase activity, acting on single donors with incorporation of molecular oxygen, incorporation of two atoms of oxygen; heme binding. The coding region runs from base 294 to 2192 and encodes 632 amino acids. NCBI's taxonomy places the organism in Eukaryota, Viridiplantae, Streptophyta, Magnoliopsida, Solanales, Solanaceae. The transcript is spliced from 11 exons.
GUACUACUAAUAAACAAUCCUGACAACUUUCUUCCAUCACAUUUGCUGGGUAAAACGAGAAAAACCCUUGCCCUGUUGUAGAAAUUACACUUUGUGUUACUUGAAUUUUGUAGCUUGAUGUUGAUGAGUAAAGAAUAAAGAUCAUUGAUUUCAUAAUUUGUUGGCUUGUGGGCAUACGUAGGAAGCUGACGCAGGCUUUGCUUAUUGGCAUGUGGGCGGACGCACCAAAGCUGAUGCUACCUUUACUUAUUUUUCAACUACUUCUUGUGGAGGUCAACUGCUGAGAAACUCUCAUGGCAUUCUCAAUUUCUCUUCCAGACUUUGUUCAUCCUCAACUCCGUCAUGUUGUUGCAAAGAUGUCUUUGUUUGACACAAUUUUGUUCUAUGUUGUACAUCUUGUGGACAAGUUUGAUUUAUGGCAUAGAUUGCCGGUGUUACUAGGGGCGGCUUACCUAGGAAUAAGAAGACACUUGCACCAGCGAUACAACCUUUUACAUGUAGGGAAAGUUAAUGGCAAGAAAUAUGACACAAAAGAGUUUACCUAUCGGACUGCUGAUGGUACGUGCAAUCAUCCUGUGGAUCAUUUAGUAGGCAGUCAAGGAACCUUCUUUGGCCGCAACAUGCUACCAUCCACUUCAAGUUAUGCGCUGCUGGAACCUCACCCUGUAACCGUGGCCACCAAGCUCUUGGAAAGAAGAAAGUACACAGAUUGCGGGGGGCAAUUCAACAUGAUAGCGUGCGCGUGGGUACAAUUUAUGAUCCAUGAUUGGAAUGACCAUAUGGAGGACACUGAACAGGUGGAGCUUAGAGCUCCUCAAGACGUUGCAGCAGGGUGUCCGUUGAAGUCAUUUAAGUUCCUUAAGACCAAGAAACUUCCCACAGGCUCCCCUGAUCUGAAGUUUGGGCAUUUGAAUUCAAGGACCCCAUGGUGGGAUGGGAGUGUAAUAUAUGGCAACAACGAAGAGGGCAUGAUAAGGGUGAGAAGAUUUAAAGAAGGAAAGCUCAGGGUCUCAGGUGAUGGACUUCUGGAACAUGAUGAUAAAGGCAUUCCAAUAUCCGGAGAUGUCCGAAACUAUUGGGCAGGCUACUCUCUCUUGCAGGCCUUGUUUGUGAAGGAACAUAAUGCCAUAUGUGAUAUGCUUAAAGAACAUUACCCUGAAUUUGAUGAUGAAAAGGUGUACCGACAUGCAAGAUUGAUAACUUCAGCGGUCAUUGCAAAAAUCCAUACUAUCGAUUGGACGCUUGAACUUGUUAAGACUGAUACUCUAAUGGCAGGAAUGAGGAUCAACUGGUAUGGCUUGUUGGGGAAGAAAGUCAAGGAUUUAUUAGGACCCAAAUUUGGACCAGUACUGAGUGGCUUAGUUGGUCUUAAAAAGCCUAGAGACCACGGAACUCCCUACUCAUUGACUGAAGAGUUCGUUAGUGUCUACAGAAUGCAUUCACUUUUACCUGACACGAUUGUUCUGAGGGACUUGAAGUCGACUACAUCAGAAGACAAAUCCUUGCCUAUUCAAGAUGAGAUUCCUAUGAGGGAAAUGAUCGGGAAAGAAGGAGAAAAGAACUUGUCGAAAAUCGGUAUGGAGCAGAUGCUGGUAUCAAUGGGCCACCAGUCAUGUGGAGCUGCUACGUUGUGGAAUUUUCCAUCAUGGAUGAGGAACCUUGUUCCUCAUGAUAUCGAUGGAGAUGAUAGACUUGAUUUAAUUGACAUGGCCGCCUUGGACAUUUAUAGAGACAGAGAGAGGGGAAUUCCGCGGUACAAUGAGUUCAGAAGGAAUUUGCUGAUGGUACCAAUUAGCAAGUGGGAGGAUUUAACUGAUGACGAAGAAGUAAUUGAGGCUCUACAAGAAGUAUAUGGCGAUGAUAUUGAGAAGCUAGAUCUCCAAGUUGGUUUGCACGCGGAGAAGAAAAUUAAAGGCUUUGCCAUUAGUGAGACUGCCUUUUUUAUAUUUCUGCUCAUUGCUUCAAGGAGGUUAGAAGCUGAUCGAUUCUUCACAACUGAUUUCAAUUCGCGAACCUACACAGAGAAAGGCUUCGAAUGGGUAAACAAGACAGAGACAUUAAAAGAUGUCAUCGAUCGAAGCUUCCCUGAAACGACAGAGAAAUACAUGAGAUGCACAAGUGCAUUCUCAGUGUGGAGUUCAGAUCCAGAUCCUAAACACUACUUACCUCUUUAUCUGAGACCAGCAACCUAAUGGUAGUACUAUAUUUGGUUCAAUGUGAUCAACUUUGUAACCUUUGUAUGCGAUGAUUAUGUUAAAACAAUGGUAAGUUUGCAAGGAAAAUAUAAUGACCUUAGUUUACAGUCAGAUGAAUAAACCACCGAGAACUAUGGCGGAGUUUAUGAUACGUAGUUUUGUAGCGUACCUAUUGUAUUAGAGUAUGUGAUGUCAUUUAUAGAUAUAUGCAAGUUUUUUUAAAGACUAUUUGUUUCCUCAUUAA